Striga asiatica is the source of this 1557-nucleotide messenger RNA. NCBI's taxonomy places the organism in Eukaryota, Viridiplantae, Streptophyta, Magnoliopsida, Lamiales, Orobanchaceae. The record is from the annotation of a GenBank genome assembly.
AUGGCUCCCAAACCCUCAAAACCAAUGCCCUUUACAAUCUCUUUCACUUUUUUCAUGAUUUUCCUCACACUUUUCACAAUCCACUACCUAAGACAAAUUCGCGACGACUUCCAAAUUCGAGCCACGCAAGGUAAAUUAGUAACAAACAUUCGUCCCGAGUGGUUAAACUUCGUGUUGCGAGAAUUCGGAGACGAGCGCACGAUCAACGUGGGAUUUGUGAACACGGACGAAAUUCGUACGAAAGGGGUUAAAACGGGUAAGGUGAAUUUCGACCCGGUUGAUGAGAAAUACAUCAAAUGGUCCGAAUUAUUUCCUGUGUGGAUCAAUGAGAGCUCGCAUUCCGGUUGCCCGAGAAUUCCGAUGCCGGAAUUCGGGGACUAUCGGGAGGUGGAUGUGGUGGUUGCUAGGGUUCCUAGUGAGGAAGUGGAUUUGGUGGUGGCUAAUUUGUUGGUGAGAAGUGGGAGGAAGGAUGAUGGGCCGGUUUUUGCUGUGUUUAUUGGGUCGGGUGGGCCCAUGUGGGAGAUUUUCAGAUGUGAAGACCUUUUGUGGAAUGUUGGUGACACUUGGGUUUACAAGCCUGACCUUGAGAGGAUCAAACAGAAGGUGACCAUGCCUGUGGGGAGUUGCCAAAUUAGCCAUCCGAUUACUCAAUCUGAUGAAGAACUACUGAGAAGCAAGAAUCACAAUAUUCGGCAACCAAGAGAAGCAUACGUAACCGUCCUACAUUCUUCCGAAUCGUACGUAUGCGGUGCAAUAGCCCUAGCUCAAAGCAUCAUCCGAACAAACUCGACGAAAGACCUCGUCCUAAUAGCCGACGAGCACAUCACACCGCAUUCCAUCCACGGCCUACAAUCAGCCGGGUGGAAGAUCAAACGCAUAAAACGGAUACGUAGCCCCCAUACCAAGAAGUACGCAUACAACAAGUGGAACUAUAGCAAACUCCGGAUUUGGCAACUUAAGGGUUACGACAAAGUCAUGUUCAUCGACUCCGACUUCAUCGUGACCAAAAACAUGGAUAAGUUCUUCGUCUACCCACAAAUCUCAGCUUCUGGGAAUGAUGGGCACAUUUUCAACUCGGGGCUUAUGGUGGUGGAACCAUCCGAAUGCACGUUCGAAACCCUAAUGAGGAAAAGGUUUUCGAUCGAGUCGUAUAAUGGUGGUGAUCAGGGUUUUUUGAACGAGAUGUUUCCUUGGUGGCACCGUCUACCAGCAAAAUUGAAUUGGCUCAAGUUCUUCGGGUCCGGUCAGGAGUAUGCGCACAGAAUACCUGAUGAUACGCAUGCAAUACAUUACCUAGGUUUGAAGCCCUGGUGGUGUUAUAGAGACUAUGAUUGUAAUUGGGAUAAGAUUGAGGCUCAGCAAUUUGCGAGUGAUUCCGCUAACGAGAGGUGGUGGUACGUUUAUGAUAACAUGUCGAAGGAGCUGAGGGAGUAUUGUUCGUUGACUCCGGAAAUGGAUGGGAACUUAAGGAAGUACAGAGAGAUAGCUAGGAAUGCUAGUUUGCCUGAUGGGCAUUGGAAGAUUGAGAUCAAAGACGAAAGACGAAAUUUCAUGUGA